Messenger RNA from Sphaerodactylus townsendi, 2759 nucleotides. It is a transcript of the gene ASB4, whose product is annotated as ankyrin repeat and SOCS box containing 4. Gene Ontology annotation, cellular component: ciliary inversin compartment. The transcript has 5 exons. Bases 2 to 1294 code for a protein of 430 amino acids. Gene Ontology annotation, molecular function: protein binding. NCBI's taxonomy places the organism in Eukaryota, Metazoa, Chordata, Lepidosauria, Squamata, Sphaerodactylidae. The record is from RefSeq and is a predicted model, not a curated record. Gene Ontology annotation, biological process: intracellular signal transduction; protein localization to ciliary inversin compartment.
AAUGCAAAUAGUAGAGGGAAACAUGGCAGAAAGGAUGACAAGAGCCUCAGCUGCCAAGCUGGUGAAAAAAGCUUUUUUGGAGGCUCUGGAAUCAAACGACUACAGAACUCUGGAGGAGUUUCUGAUACAAAAGCAAAUAGAUGUGGAUACGGUGUUUGAAGUGGAAGAUGAGAACUUGUUGUUGGCAUCUUACAAACAAGGGUAUUGGAUGCCUAGUUAUAAACUGCAACGUUCUUGGGCAACUGCGCUACAUAUAUCUGUCCUGAAUGGGCAUCUGGAGAGCCUGAAGGUGCUGUUGAAGUACAAAGCAACAGUCAACUGCAGACCCAAUGGGAAAGCACCAAUCCAUAUCGCAUGCGAACAAGCCAAUCUGGAUUGUGUCAACAUACUCUGCAGCCAUGGGGCAAAGCCUAACUGCUAUUCACUGAGUGGGCUUGCGCCUUUGCACUUCUGUUCUACAAAGAUGUCUAUGCCUUGUGCCCACCAGUUGAUCUGGAAAGGCGCAGAUGUGAAUAUAAAAACAAACAACCAAGAUGAAGAAACUCCCCUCCACACAGUUGUUCGUUCUGGCAUCCCUGAAAUGGUGGCAUUCUACAUUGAGCAGGGAGCGGCAAUUAAUGCUGUUAAUGCCCACAGAGAAACACCAUUGGCCUAUGCAACCUACUGGGCCCUUAAUGGUAAGGAACAGACAUACAGUCCAGAUCACCACCUGAUCUGUAGGAUGUUGCUUGACUACAAAGCUGAAGUCAAUUCGCGGGAUGAGGAUUUCAGAACACCACUCCAUAAGGCUGCCUGGAACUGUGAUCACGUACUGAUAGACAUGCUGCUCGAUGCAGGAGCUGAACCCAAUGUGAUGGAUGACAAUGGGUGUGCGCCUUUGCAGUAUGUCCUCAAAGUUACACAGGUUCGGGCAAGUGCCCAGCAUGAAAUUUGUUACCAGCUACUUCUCAAUCAUGGAGCUGCCAGGAUAUAUCCUCCACAAUUCCAUAAGGUUCUGCAGAGCUGUUACUCUUAUCCCAAAGUAGUUGAAGUCAUUGUGAAUUCAUAUGAACACAUUAAGCGUACAACAAAAUGGAGAGCAGCUAUACCUGAUGAUAUCUAUGAGUUGUACAAGGAUUUCUACGAGUCUCUUUUUGAGGUGUGUGGAAAUACACCAAGAUCACUCAAGCAUUUAGCUAGAUGUGCUGUUCGCAGAACAAUGUUCAAUAAAUGCCACAAGGGGAUCCCCUUACUUCGCAUUCCAGUAAGUCUGAAGAAGUAUUUGCUUUUAGAACCAGAAGGAAUAAUAUACUAAUGUUUGUCAAAGACAUUUUCAAUAACCUAAUUUGUAAUACUGAUAUAUUCACAUAGAAGGAGUUAAAAUCAAGGUUUCAGUGACAAGGCCCAAGCAAAACUUUAUACAAAGGCUCAGAGUUGUGAAUCAAAUGAAGUGCUUAAAGCUGCCGGGUGCUGGAGCUGUUUCAUAAAUAUAUUUCACUCACCAUGCACAUCCAAAGCAAUAAUGGGGGGAAAGGAAUUAGGUCAACUUUUCCAUCUGCUCUCAGACUUGUAUAAUGGCUGAGCUACAUGUGUCAGUGCUUUCAAAAAUCUAGUUUUCAUUGAUUCAUACAAGGCAAAUAAUGUGAAGAGAAAGGUGUGAUUAGAGACCAUGAUUUUAUUUGAUUAACCUUUGGAACUAAGAACGAAUACCAGUACAGACAUCUAAAAUCCAGCCAUUCCUUAAAAGAAUUUGCUGAGAUGAGCACACCGGUAAUAUUUUUGUGGCCUUUCAAUCCUACCAGAUGAUUUCUUGAAAAAACUGUUUCCAUCGAUAAAGCUGCAUCCUUUACUACUGAGGACAAGUUAUCAUGGCUACUUCAGCCUCAAACCACCAGACAGCUUCAAGAGAAAGUGGAGGACAGUGAAUGCUUCACAAAUGAUUCCAAACUCUUCCUGAAAAAACCUCCCCAAUUUCACAAGAAACUCACGCAGCCGUCCUUUUCUGCAUUCCUUUUUCUUAAAGAUCUUGCAAAGGCCUAUUUCAGUUUUCUUUUCCUCACAUUGGGAUCCAGUGGUCAUGCACCGUGUUGAAACAGUGGAGAUACAUUUAUUCCGUAUUUGACAUAUUGAGGAAUAUUUUGUCCUAUUUAAUGUCAGCUGUCUAUCCAGGAGACAAAAAGUGAAACAAAGGAAAAGUACAAAAAUAAUCACAUUUGGUGAUGUUUGCUUCAAAAAUAUUUGAGGACUUGCUUUCCAUCAAGGCUGUCUAAUAAUUCCUCAGUUGUGCAGGAAUGUAAAGUGGUACAAUGCCAAGGUAGCAGAAUGGGCUAUGCCAUGUCAGAUCACAAGUGAAGGAUCACAGAAGAUUACAUUGUGGAAGGUUUUCCUAUGUUAAAAGUGACUUGAAAAUACAAAGGCAGAAUUCAUCCCUAAAGACUUUCUCCCUGCUGUGGCAGUUUUCUAAUGGCUUUGAUUUUUAUAUAACAAAGGAAGAUUCGAAGCUGGAAUCUAUCACCCGUAGCCUGAAGUAUAAGUACAGAACAUCUCAGCAUUCUGCCACUUCAUCCCUCCACAACUAGGCCUAUGUUGUCUGGUGUUCCAUCUUCUGUUUAAACUUGGAUUCAACUAGGGUGUUGGGUGGGGAAGAAUAAAUUAACGGGAUGUUGAAUGAUGGUAUAAAACUACUUUGUGGGAGAUUUUACAGUCUGAUGCAUUGUCAACUGCUUCUUUCUAAAUAUGUAAGGAAGUUCUGGAAGAUAUAAAUUGAGUGAGCAUUUUAA